CGAUGAGGCUGACCGGCUCGCCUUACUGCAGGCCUCCGAGAAACUCACACAAGCCCUGGAGACUCCUAUGGACAAGUUUCUACGUCAUUUCUUCGUGCGUCUUUUCUAUAUUGGUAUCCAUUCUACAUCCGAAAUAUAUGCUCACUAUACCAUAACACAGGACUAAUGAUGCUAGGCAAUUUACGACCCAAUUGUGAUCAUUCUCGCCGUUGACCUCAACCUUGUCGACAUCGCCAUAGCAAACAAUGGGCCUAUCACCGCCGUCGAGCUGGCAGAGAAGAGCAAAGCAGAUAUCAGGUUAAUCAGUAAGCUUUCUUCCAUCGAAAAUAUCACGAGCUAUCAAUUACUGAUCCAAUCAAGACCGUAUCCUCAAGAUGCUCGUUCCCGAAGUCUUCACCUCCACAGCAGACUAUCCACAGUGCUACACCCCAACUGCCUUCGGCCGUGCCAUAGCAAAGGGUGCACCUCUUCGCAGCGCCAUUAUCCACUUCCAUUACCACUUCCGCUCGGCUGCGAAGUUCCCCGAUUACUUCGCUGCAAACGGGUACAAGCAUCCCGUAGACGCCCGCGAUAGCCCCUUCUGCUUCGCCUAUGGCUGCAAAGGCGAGACCUAUUUUGACUUCAUGAACAAGCCGGAGAACGUGAAGAUGUUCGACGCCUUCAACGAAACGAUGACGCUGGUGAAGCCAGGUGAGCACAACAAAUUUGUGCAAUCGUACCCGGUCAAGGAGCGCCUCGCUAUUACCGAGCCCUCGCGCCCCCUGUUCGUCGAUGUCGGCGGCGGCGUAGGUCAUCAAGUAGUAAAGUUCUGCGAGCGUGCAGAGGGGCUGCCAGGUGUGCGCAUGCUGUUGGAUCUUCCAAGCGUUAUCGCACAGGCUAAGGGUCUGCCUGAUGGCGUCGUAACCGUCGGACAUAGUUUCUUCGAUCCCUUCCCGCCGGUCGUCAAGGGCGCAAAAGCCUUUUACUUGCGCAUGCUUCUACACGACUGGCCAGAGAUGCAAGCCCUUACAAUCUUGACAAACAUUGUCAACUCGAUGGCUGAGGAUAGUGUAGUGCUAAUUCAUGAAGUCAUUCUACCAGAGACGGAGACGGAGGUUGUGCAUUUCGAUGCCAAGAUGGAUUGGCAAAUGAUGAACUUGGGCUCUUCGGAACGCACUGAGGCGCAGUGGAAGGACUUGUUUGGAAAGGUAGGGUUGGAGAUAAGAGGUCUGUGGUGGGAAGAAGAGGGUACGAAGGGUAAGAAGGCGUUGAUGGAACUUGGAUUGAAGAAAUAAGAAAGUAUUUUCUUUUUAAUUGAAGUCAUUACGCACGAUAUACAAGAUGCGAAAUCAAGAAUCUGCUCUCAGCGUGGAUGUUCUGACAUGCACUGUGUCCGUGUAAAAUUGUCGUG
Molecule: messenger RNA, 1390 nt
Organism: Alternaria rosae
Lineage: Eukaryota; Fungi; Ascomycota; Dothideomycetes; Pleosporales; Pleosporaceae
Product: S-adenosyl-L-methionine-dependent methyltransferase
Exons: 1
Coding region: 375-1274 (299 amino acids)
Molecular function (GO): O-methyltransferase activity
Source: RefSeq, a predicted model, not a curated record